This is a messenger RNA of Astyanax mexicanus (Mexican tetra), 5951 nucleotides long. RefSeq names its product adaptor related protein complex 1 subunit gamma 2 (gene ap1g2). The transcript has 22 exons. NCBI's taxonomy places the organism in Eukaryota, Metazoa, Chordata, Actinopteri, Characiformes, Acestrorhamphidae. The coding region runs from base 364 to 2742 and encodes 792 amino acids. Gene Ontology annotation, molecular function: clathrin-cargo adaptor activity. Gene Ontology annotation, cellular component: AP-1 adaptor complex; membrane coat; Golgi apparatus. The record is from RefSeq and is a predicted model, not a curated record. Gene Ontology annotation, biological process: Golgi to vacuole transport; intracellular protein transport; receptor-mediated endocytosis.
UUGUCAUCAUCAUCCUGAAGCCCCCUGCGUACCAGUUCUCCAGUUCUACCAGAUUAGAGCUUUAUUCAGGCAGCUGGAAUAGCUCUGGCUGAGAAACAUCUCCCAGUUCAGCCCAGUAAAGAGGUGAAGAGAGGGACACAGCGCUCCAGUAAUCCAGGUGAUUCCCAACUUCACACAGCCUGGCUCUGCUGGACUGGAUGGGGCUCCCGGAUGAAGGAAGUUGCGCUGUUGACGGACGUUGAGGGAGUAUCGCCACUUCAAGCUGGGGGGAUUUGAUUAAACUACAGCUUACUAAAUCGAUGACAUUUGGUACAACGGUGUCAGUGGACAGUUUUGGACAUAUACUAGCGGGAACCAUAAGACAUGUCUCCAUCAGUAUGCCUGCAGGAGAUGAUUCGGGUAAUCCGAGGUGCUCGGACACAGGGAGAGGAGAGGGGGGUCAUUCAGAGAGAAUGCGCUGCCAUCCGGGCACAGUUUCGCCAAGCUGACAAUGGAGGGCGCUCUCACAACCUAGCUAAGCUCCUGUAUGUGCACAUGCUGGGCUACCCUGCACACUUUGGGCAGAUGGAAUGUGUUCGCCUGAUAGCGAGUUCCAAAUACAGUGAGAAGCGUAUCGGUUACCUGGGGGCCAUGAUGCUUCUGGACGAGAAGCAGGACGCCAGCUUACUCAUCACCAACUCCAUCAAAAAUGAUCUGUCUCACAGCAGUCAGCAUGUGCAGUCCCUGGCUCUGUGCACUCUGGCCUGCAUGGGCUCUGCAGAGAUGUGUCGAGACCUAGCACCUGAGAUUGAACGUCUCCUAAAGGCCUCCAAUUCCUACAUCAAAAAGAAGGCUGCCUUAUGUGCUGUCCAUAUUGUGAGGAAAAUCCCUGAGCUUGGUGAGAUGUUCACCCCCUCAGCGCACUCCCUGCUCUCUGAGAAGAACCACGGAGUUUUGCAUGGCGCUGUGAUUUUGAUUACAGAGCUGUGUGAACGUAAUCCUGACAACCUCAAACAGUUCCGUAAGUCUGUUCCUGAGCUGGUCCAGAUAAUGAAGAAUUUGGUUACGUCAGGUUAUUCUCCAGAGCACAACGUAGCUGGUAUCAGUGACCCCUUCCUGCAGGUCCGUAUUCUCAGGUUACUGAGGAUUCUGGGUCGCAACAAUGAUGCAGCAAGUGAUGCUAUGAAUGACCUUCUGGCGCAGGUAGCCACUAACACGGACAGCAGUAAGACUGCAGGCAGUGCGGUGCUGUAUGAAACAGUGCUCACCAUCAUGGACAUCAGAUCAGAGAGCGGACUCAGGGUUCUUGCUGUGAAUAUUUUGGGGAGGUUUCUUUUAAAUAAUGACAGGAAUAUCCGCUAUAUAUCAAUGACAUCACUCCAGAAGAUAGUUCAGACAGAUCACACUGCAGUGCAGAGGCACCGGGGGACCAUUGUGGACUGCCUGAAGGACCAGGAUGCCUCAGUGAAACGGCGAGCUCUGGAGCUCUCGCUGGCUUUAGUCUCUGCAGCAAACAUCCGCAGUAUGAUGAAGGAGCUCCUGCUCUUCCUUUCUACUUGUCCCCCAGAACUCCGAUCCCAUGCAGCGUCCGGAAUCUUCAACGCUGCUGAAAGGUAUGCACCCUCUCAGCGUUGGCACAUUGACACCAUCCUGCAUGUCCUCGUCACGGCAGGGGGCGAUGUGAGAGACGAGACGGUGCCUAACCUGAUUCAGCUCAUCACUGCAGCGUCUGAGCUGCACUGUUACACUGUUCAUAAGCUCUACAGGGCACUCAUCAGCGACAUCGUACAGCAAUCCCUGGUUCAGGUAGCCUGCUGGUGUAUAGGGGAGUAUGGUGACCUGCUGCUGAAAGGGGAGUGUGAAGAGAUUACGCCCAUGCAGGUAACAGAAGAUGAUGUUCUAGAUGCCUUAGAAACAGUCUUGCAGUCCCACAUGUCGACCCCAACAUCCAGAGGUUUCGCCCUCACUGCUAUUAUGAAGCUGAGUACCCGCAUCACAAACAACGUAGACCGAAUCAGGAGUGUGGUUAGUAUUUAUGGCAGCUGCAUCGAUGUGGAACUCCAGCAGAGGGCAGUCGAGUACAACGCUCUCUUCAAGAAAUACGACCACAUGAGGGCAGCCGUUUUGGAGAGGAUGCCCGUAAUAGAUAGGAACUCGUCGGGUCAGACCAACGGAGAUCCGAGUGUAGAGCCCAUGAAAGAGUUUAACCAGCCUAAACCAGUCCAGGGAGUUCUGAUCCAGGAACCUGCAAACCAGGUGUGUGACCUUCUAGACUUACUGGGUGACUCUAAUCCACCUCUACUGGUCACCAAUGAUCACACCAGCACUGCUCCCAACUCUACCAACUCCACCAGUUCAAAUGUACAGGACAACCUGCUGGAUUUGCUGGGAGGACUAGAGCCCACCCCUGCUCCCAGUGUGACCGUCUUUGAGAAGGGAGGACUGAGUCUAAAACUUCAGUGUGACCAACAGACAGAAACGAGCACCACAGUCACCUUCACAGCCUCCAACUCCACUCAGAGUGACAUCACGGGCUUCAACCUACAAGCAGCAGUGCCUAAGAGCGUUCAGCUUCAGAUGAAGGCUCCAAGUGGUGACCUGAUUCCAGCACAAGGCUGUGGUACUGUUACCCAGACUGUUUUACUCAGCUACACCAAUAAGGCAAACCUGAAGAUGCGAGUGCGGCUGUCCUACUCCAGUCAGGGCACAGCGUGCCAGGACAUGGUACAAAUCGACUCCUUCCCGAGCCCCGCCUGGAGCUGAGAGCCGUCAGCUCCUCAGUACCUGGUGAAUGGAGUCGCAGUUCUCUCAUUUCUCACGCAUUGAGACUUCCUCAGUACUGAUGUCCUACAGUUUUAUAUUAUGCUUUUGUAUUACUGUAAACAGAGCAAUGAAUACCUCUGAGAAGUGAUGACACCUUUUGCAAGCAGUUCAGCCAUUCCACUGACGCGAUUCCUCGGCUGAAACGUGGCACUGAUGCUUCUAUUCCACGCUUAUGUUACACUACAGAUGGCAUUAGCCAUUGCUCAGUCAGUCAGUCUCACACGUGUUCAGGUAUUAACCAGCUGUCCAGGUUACAGAUGGGUGACGAAUGAAAGGGAAAAACUGAAUAAAUGAGUGGAGAAAUGUAAGCAGACUAAGCAUCUCAUCCAAAUUUUGGUUUUGGAACAGGAAGAAAUGCAUUUAUAUGCCAGAAGUCAUGGGACAAGGACUAUAUUUAUGUCCCGUUGAAGGUAGUAAAAGCUGCUUUAGGACAUGCUUGUUGUAGCCGGGGAGAAACCUUUGAAGGAGUGGUUUAUUUUUAUUGUUUUCCACAAUUAAUCACAGAUCCUCACUAAAGAGCGAUGACGCUGCAGUUUUUAGAAACAGUAGAUUUUAUUUCUAGCAAAAUAUAUGCUUUAUUCCACCGGAUGUUUGUGUGGCAAGUGCUGGAAGUGGAACUUUCUUUGGUACGAGCUCAGUCCUCAAAGGAAUGUUUAGAAAAUAUGCACUAUGCACAAUAGUCUGUGGGAGGCACCGGUAACCAAGGUAAGACAGAUAAACACUUCAGAAAUGAGGAGCGUUUUUGGAUAUUCUAGAUUAAAAAGAUAAAAUGUCUGUAAAAUAGUGAUUACGUCAUUCAUACUUCAUACUUCAUGAAAAUCGCAUUAAAGCUGUGAAGAGUGAAAAUCCCCCAGCACUAUUUACCACUUACUGCACUGUCCAAUAUGGGUUGUAAUGUCUUAUAUGGUAUAUGUAUUACUUUCAUUCAUCUGGUACCCGUUAUCAGGCCUCACUUCAACUUCCAUAAUUCACAUCGCCUUGUCAUGAGCAUGCUGGUUAGUAUUCAGCCUCACUCAGAAGAAACCCAUCAUAAAGUACACAGGUGUGGGUGUUCCAAAGCUGUCCCCCUCUAGGGAAACAUUUUAUGAUUUAGUUUACAUAGCGCUGUCCCAUGUCUUUUGGCAUGUCAGUCUACACAUGGAGCAUGGACGACAAGAGCUAGUUCAAAACUCUCUUCAUUGAGUUUACAGUGCAGCCUAAAGGACCAAAAUCAAUGUGUUUUGAAUAACUGGAUACCCGGUUUGUCCAGUAAGUAUAAUUUUCAAACAGUAAAAGUGUUGUUCAUGUAUUUUAUUAAUAACCAUUUUGAUUUUUUCAUUAGUACCACACACUAACUUACAAAAACUUCAUACAGUGUGUCUGCUUUCCACCAAGCAUUGAAGUUCCAUUCCACCAGUACAUUUCCAGAGGCUGUUUACUCUGUAGUAGUUGUCUGAUUACCUUACUGAAAUGCAUAAUGAAGCUUCUUUCCCUUUGAUUUCUCACCCAUCUGAAAACAGGUACAGAUAAGACUCUUAUUGAGUCUGAUGAUCAGUAUACAACCAGACAAUGGGCUGACAUUUAUAAUACUUUUCCACUGCAUGGUAGCUACACUACUCAACUCUACUUGGUAUUUUUUGCUUUUCCUGGCAACAGGUACUUUGUUUUAGUACUUUCUUGUUUGUGGUUAAAAAGAUCAGGGUAGAAACUAAAAUGUGAUUUGAAGAGCUUACAGGACAAGAACUAACCAAAAAAAUAAUAAUACUUGUGGAAAUCAUUUGUAAUACAUUAUAUUAUUGACCAAUGAUCGCAACAUAGCCAUUCUACACUGCGUCCGUAUGACCGGUUAGAACCUCAUCGUUCCCCCGAGCCCCUCACAUAGACCCUCUGCCGCACAGCUGAUUGCUCUACAUCAGGGGUCAACAAUAGGUGGCCCACAAGCAUGAAACAUCUGGCUCGUGAGGUUGUUCGAACUAUAAUGCUUCUUUGGUGAGCUUUUGUUUACAUUCCUCCCUGCAUUUCUGUCGCACUUUGACUUUAGUUUCCGCCCAUUCUCAGGCUUUCUAUCUCCCUGAAAAGGGCGUUUUAUUGGACCACGACCCUGAAGACAUGGGUUUGAUCCCGCAUGAGGAGCGGUGUGUUUAUUUAUUUUAGGGGGGUUUUUUUCCUUUCUUUUUGGUUUUACCUGCUUUGAGAUCAACUGUUCUGCAAUUGGGUUCAGCAACCCUCUGGGCUGGAGAGCUACUACUAGUCUGUACAUAGCACUCCAUCCUAUUACACUUUUUCCAAAACAGAUUUUUUUUCUGUGGCCCGCCACAUAAUGGCUUGAAAAAUAUCUGUCCCAUGGCCAAACUUAAUUGUCGACCCCUACUCUACAUGAACAGAGAUUACACCCACAACUAACUGGUGACUUUACACACCAGCUAAACACUGCUGUUACUGGAUUGGAUGCAUUUAGAAAAUAAAGUUAUUUGUCUCACUACCUAUAUUUAGCUCAGUUGCUUUAAAACAUUUUAAUUUUAGCAUCAUUUAAAUCAAAACUAAAAUUUGACUAAAACUAUUAUACCUUAAAUUAAAAUCACCUGUCAAAAUGAACACUGCACCAGUGGGUCAUGAAGCACCCUCUAGUGGUCCGCAGAGGGAGUCAGAAGUCUGUAGUGGGCUGGGUAAAAUUACUAACCAUGCAACCCCUAGUAGAUACCCUGCAGUGGAAAAGUGCUCCUAGUGGGGCAGUAUGCUCUUACAGUAGUACUGAAAGAUAAUGAAGCUCGGUCCUUUCUGAAUGCCUUAUCCCAACAUGCCUUUCUCUUCUGCCCCCCCACCCCUGCGACUCUGCCCUGAAACAAAACACACCCAACAUACAGAAAUGCUGAAUUUACACGAUCCCACCUGAACAAACUGAUACACCAACACAAUUACUGUACUAAUUAAUGUGUGUGUUUACCUAAAUGAAUUGUGCUGAUGUACCUGUUCUGUUCACACAGACCCGAUGUGCACAUACAUAUGAAUUCAGCUUCUUUUUCCAGUGCAGAUUCCACGUUGAGUUUGUUUGUGACUGUGAGUUCCUGCUGUGUGACCUAAGCCUCACUCAUCUUCAGAUGGGUUAUUGUGUGGAUUGAGUUGGUUUUAUGGCUUCUUCUUAUUUUUAAAAUAAAAUUUAUUUUAAACAA